CGGUCACUGAGCGCUGCUGAAGUUGCGGAGGGGCUGAGCGCUGUUACCAUGGAUUUCUAAACGCUAUUGAGGUGAACCGGUCUCUUUCAGGAGAGAGAGGAAGAGAGAGAGAGAGAGAGAGAGAAGGAUAGAGAGAGAGGAAUAGAGAGCUGUGGACUGUGAAUCGUUCUCCUCCCGAUACUCCACCACAUCCCCCCCGUACACCGAGUACCACCAUCUACCUGCUGCAAGAACCCGACUGACGCUCAGCCGCCGCUGCAGGUCACCUGAAAACUCCUCUGCACCAGUGAUUUCCUCAAACCCACUCAAGGAUAUAAAGUUUGGUGACCCGUGUGCUGCCACUUCCUGAGAGACACAGGUCACAAGUUCCUCGUUACUGCUGGAGUGAGAUGCUCUGAGAUCUGGUCCAGGCCAGUCUAUUCCUCCACUCAGCUCCUGAGGUGAGUCCAGGGAUGCGGUUGCCGUGGAGACGGGGUGUAGCCCUCCUAUUGGGGGUGUUCCUCAGUACCUGCUGCUUUCAGCUCAUCAGUGCACUGGAUAUUCCUCUCGAGGUUUUAGGUCGGAUAAACAUUGAACAGCUGCCCUCCAUAACGGAUCAGUCUCCAGUCUCCCUCAUCGCUCUGCCCUUUGAAGAAAGCUUUCCUGUAAAGUGUGAAGCUACAGGCAACCCUGAACCAGAAUUCAAAUGGACAAAGAACGGUCAAGACUUCGAUCCUUUUCUGGAUCCUCGGUUGUUAACGCAGGAAGAUUCUGGAACGUUUGUGAUUCCCAACAACGGGAAUCUCACCGAAUUCCAGGGCGUCUAUCGCUGCUAUGCCGCCAACAAGCUGGGGACGGCCAUGUCCGAGAAAAUCGAAUUCAUCGUUCCCAAUGUUCCAAAAUUCCCAAAAGAGAAAAUAGAGCCGAUCGAGGUGGAGGAAGGACAGCCGGUUAUUCUGGAAUGUAAUCCACCUAAAGGAAUUCCUCCUCUACAGAUCUACUGGAUGACCAUCGGUCUGCAGCACAUCGAGCAGGACGAGCGAGUUUCCGUCGGGCUGAACGGAAACCUGUAUUUCUCUAACGCCGUUCAGACAGACAGCCGGAGAGAUUACUGCUGCUUCGCCGCUUUCCCCCGAAUUCGUACCAUCGUCCAGAAAACCGCCAUGUCCGUCAUCGUCUCCAGCACAAAGUCAAUGAGUUACUCUGAUAGCAGCAGAAGCUCUGCAAACUCUAUUCUGGAGAGGAAGCCCAGUCUGCUGUUGCCCUCUGGUGAUCGAACCAACAAACACCUGGUGAAAGGAGAAGAGCUGCUGCUGGAGUGCAUCGGGGAAGGAUUCCCGACGCCGCAGAUGGAGUGGGUGAAGUUGGGGCAGAAGCUCCCGGAGCGAGCCGUGGUGGAGAACCACGGGAAACUCCUCACUAUAGAGAACGUGAACGAAGAGGACGAAGGGAAAUACAUGUGCAAAGCUAUAAACGCUCACGGAGAAGCUGUGCACUACUUUCACGUUACAGUGGAAGAACCUCCAGAGUGGGAGGUGGAACCCAAGAGCCAGUUGAAUAUGAUUGGUGCCAACGUGGUCAUCGAGUGUUCAGCGUCGGGCAGGCCGACGCCCACCGUGGCGUGGAGAGUAAACGGACGCCCUCUCAGCGAGGUUCCAUCGAGUAAACGGACUCUUCGUGACGACAAAAUCUACAUCCAUAACGCCGGCCCCGGAGACAGCGCCGUUUACCAGUGCGAAGCCUCCAACCGCCACGGCACCAUCCUGACCAACGCCAACAUCAUGAUCAUGAAUCUGCGUCCGCUGAUCCUGACGGAGAACGGGGUGCAGUACACGGUGGUGGAGGGGAAAGCAGUGAUGAUGCACUGCAGAGUCUUCAGCUCUCCGCUCUCAGCCAUCACCUGGUCUAAGGUGGACAGCGCCAGCGCGGUGGAGGGUCCGCGGUUCAGUGUUUAUAAGAACGGGUCUCUGGAGAUCCACAGUGUGGAGAGAGAGGACGAGGGGGAGUACUCCUGCUUCACCGAGAACACCGAGGGCAAAUCAGCCAUCAGCGCCGUGCUGGAGGUGAAAGCUCCUACAAGAAUAGUGGACCCUCCUCAGGACCUGCGUAUUCUGGUGGGCACCACGGCCCAGUUCUCAUGCCAGGCUGAGCUGGACCCUUCCUUCAGUGAAGACUACGAGAUCAUCUGGGAGAAAGAUGGCGUCGCCCUCAACGACAGUGAGAGUACCGGGUAUAUUGUGGAUGACGAGAUGCUCCAGAUCGUUAACGUGAGCUUCAGGGAUCAGGGUGUGUACGUCUGCGUGGCCAGAAGUCCAGUAGAUGAGGACUCUGCACUGGCACUGCUAACAGUACUGGAUGUUCCCGAUGCCCCGGAGGACGUGGUGCUGGCCGAGCGCAGAGACAGAACUGUGAAGCUGAAAUGGAUCCCAGGAGACGACCAUAACAGCACCACCACGGAAUUCAUCGUGGAGUUUGAGGAGAGUCAGUGGAAGCCGGGAAGCUGGAGGGAACUGAUGCGAGUUCCUGGAAAUCAUCACUCGGCUCUGCUGAAGCUCCACGGACACGUGGACUACAGCUUCCGCGUCUCGGGGGUUAACGAGGUCGGGCGAGGGCGUUCCAGCGGCGCCAGCGAGAGAUACCGAACCCCGGCAUCAGCUCCCGACAAGAACCCCGAAAAUAUCAAGAUCGAAGGUCAUUUGCCACAUGAAAUGGAUAUCAACUGGGAGCCUCUUCCCCCGAUGGAACACAACGGUCCAGGGUUGGAGUAUAAAGUGAGUUACCGGCGACAGGGUUCGGAGGAGGACUGGCAGGAGCACAUGGUGAAGCGACACUCUUUCGUGGUGAAAAAUACGCCGACGUUCGUCCCGUACGAGGUGAAGAUCCAGGCCAGGAACCAUGCCGGCUGGGCUCCAGAACCCAAAACUGUGGUGGCUUAUUCUGGAGAAGACUUUUUCUUUCGGAGUUGCCCUCCCGAUGUUCCAUCAGCAGCUCCGGAUGACGUGGAGGUGGAGGUGAUGAACAACUCGGUGGUGAAGGUCAGCUGGAGUCGAGUUCAUAAGGAUAAAUUGCACGGACAUCUCGGAGGCUACAGGGUGAACUGGUGGCGGUUGAGGAGUCUGCUGGACUCCAGGAAGACUCACGGUGAUAAACAUAUGCUGAUGUUUUCUGGAGACAGAAACCACGCCCUGAUCCCGGGACUCCGCCCCUUCUCUGAGUACAGCCUCAUAGUGAUGGCCUUUAACGGGCGAGGGAACGGACCGGGGAGCCACCCAGUCAUCUUCAAAACUCCAGAGGGAGUUCCGGAUCAGGCUGCGGUUUUCAGGGCUACAGAUAUUCAGAAGCACACGGUGACCCUCACCUGGUCUCCUCCAGCAGAGCCCAACGGCUUCCUCACCGGCUACAUCCUGCAGUAUCAGCUGAUUAACAACACAGAGGAAGUCGGACCCCUGGAAUCUGUGAACAUCACCGGCGCCGACACCACUAAGUGGCUCCUCCAGGAUCUGGAGCCGGUGAGCCGGUACCGGUUCUACCUGCAGAGCUGCACCCGGGCGGGGUGCGGUCCGGCCGCCAGCGAGGAGAGCACCACCGUCCCCGAAGCCCCUUCAACAGAUGUGCCCACUUUCAACAUCAGACAGUCCAGAACUCGUUCUCCUCCAACAGCGUCCGUCUCCCCUGUGCUUAAUUCCACACUAUCCUCUUCUAUAGAUCUGGCCUCCAUCCACGGAGGAAUCUCCAAUCAGGGCUGGUUCAUCGGGCUGAUGUGCGCCGUGGCUCUGCUCACGCUCAUCGUGCUCAUCGCCUGCUUUGUGAACAGGAACAAAGGAGGAAAGUACUCAGUGAAAGAGAAGGAAGACCUCCAUCCAGACGUCGAGUCUCAAGGAAUGAACGAUGAUACCUUCUGUGAAUACAGCGAUAACGACGAGAAGCCCCUAAAGGGCAGCCAGCCCUCGCUGACGGGGGACAUGAAGGACAGGGACAGCGGGGACAGCAUGGUGGACUACGGAGACGAGGACGUCCACUUCAACGAGGACGGAUCUUUCAUCGGAGAAUACGGCGGACGCAAGGAGAGGGUCUCCACAGAAAUCAAGGCCACCAAUCAGAGCACGGCGUGAGACGAGGACGGCGGACAAAUACAAACUAUACUGGACAUCACUUCUGGACAGAAAAUUGACAGAAACGAGGGACAAAAAGGGAAGAAAAGAAAAGAAAACGAGAAAAAGAAAAUGACAUAAUCCACCUGAAGCGCUUUUUUAUUUUAAACAUAAGAAUUAAUGUGUUUAUGAUUAUCAUCGUCCACACCGUCACGCUUACGUUAUUUUAUAAAGCUUAGUCUCACAUGUAUUAUAACAGAUCAUCACAUUCAGCUGUAUAUAAAACCGCCUCCCGUGAUUUAUUUGUUUUUGUAUUUGCUGAGAAUCUGUCGAAACUUUGGAGCUGCCGGAACUACUUUCCACAUUUUAAUCAUAAUUUCCAUAAUUUCCCUCUUUUCUUUUUGUAACGUGACCUGUGUUUAUAAUUCAGGAGAUUGGAGUAGAAAAAAAGAGAAGAAAAGAAAAGAUGAGGAAUUUACACUGCAAAAAAAAUGAAAGUUAAAUCCUCUUAAAUGUAGUUUAAAUAUUUGACUAUAAGGAUAUUUCUCAUUUGUUUUGCAUGAUUUCGAGUCCUAUUUUACACCCUUUGCAAUUAGAAUCACAAUGCUGGUUUAAACAGCAGCAGAGCUUCUGAAUAUAUCUACACUGAUGGGCGUGGUGUUCUGGAAAUGAGGUGUGUUCAGGUACAUUUCUGGAGUUUUAUCUUGUUUAUCUUGGUAACAGAAAACACAGGAGCUCCACUGACUGAAUACAACCUAGACAGACGCCAACAGUCUGACGUUCAUCGCUAUCUCGGUAACACAGGCUCUGUGCCGAGCCGAGCUUACACCCCUACUUAUUACACACACAUGAACACACAGCAGCACAAACCCAACUUUUACAUCAACAAUAAACAGAAUAGUAAAUAAAAUAACAUUGCUGUUCCCGUAAAUGAGCUGCUGGAGCUCCUUCACAGCGUCAACCAGCAGCUCAGUUUCCUCUGCUGAGAAGAGUUUGUUGAACACGUCCAGGUAGCUGCACCGUUACAAUAGCAAUCCACCAAAGUCAGAGCUCACCUGAUCUACUCUUAAAGAGACACUCUGAUUGGUUUAUUAUUUCACGUUCCACCCAAAAUGAACCACACCAAUCAUUAAUUAAGAGAAUUAGUACUAGAAUUAGACUUGCCGUGCAUGAUGUACUUUUCCCGUCGUUAUGAUAGCAAAGACACACUGACACGCCCUAAAUCAAGCUGCACAGUGCACUGUCGACAGCUUCCCUAUAGAUCACUAAUAUAGGACCCUUAAUCUACUAAAAGUGUCUUAUUGUAUUGGCAUAUAUUUAUGCCUGGUUUAAACAUUAUUGCUUAGCAAAAAAAAUAAAAACUUAAAAUUUAAGCAAAACUGAUUUAAGCAAAACUAUCUGCCAAUACAAUAAGACACUUUUACUUUAGUAGAUUAAAUCACUUAAAAAAAACAAGUACAAGAAAAAGUCAGCUAUUGAUCCUUAUAAUAUUGUUUUAAUAAUAUUUAAAUGAGAAAUAUGAGAAAUAUAUAGACUACAUUUAAGAUGA
Astyanax mexicanus (Mexican tetra) is the source of this 5619-nucleotide messenger RNA. RefSeq names its product cell adhesion molecule L1-like b (gene chl1b). Gene Ontology annotation, cellular component: plasma membrane; axon. The transcript is spliced from 31 exons. The record is from RefSeq and is a predicted model, not a curated record. Gene Ontology annotation, molecular function: protein binding. The coding region runs from base 453 to 4091 and encodes 1212 amino acids. Gene Ontology annotation, biological process: cell-cell adhesion; axon guidance. Lineage: Eukaryota; Metazoa; Chordata; Actinopteri; Characiformes; Acestrorhamphidae.